Messenger RNA from Hippopotamus amphibius kiboko, 1897 nucleotides. RefSeq names its product synaptogyrin 2 (gene SYNGR2). Gene Ontology annotation, cellular component: neuromuscular junction; synaptic vesicle membrane. NCBI's taxonomy places the organism in Eukaryota, Metazoa, Chordata, Mammalia, Artiodactyla, Hippopotamidae. Bases 474 to 980 code for a protein of 168 amino acids. The record is from RefSeq and is a predicted model, not a curated record. The transcript is spliced from 3 exons.
UCCAGGCUGUGGCCUGGGGGUUGAGUAGAAUGGGGGUGGAGAAGAGAGGGGGUGCGUAGGAGCCUGGGUCUUGGGCAGGUGGGGCCCAGACGGGCAUCUGGCGGGGCUUCCUGGAGGAGGCGGCAGGAGUGCAGGGGCAAACAGUGAAUGGAGCAGAAGGGCAGGCCCUCCUUGCGACCCUCUCUUCCUGGGGACUCUCUGGCCCCUUUCCAGUCGCGCUGCGGGCCAGCAUAGCGGAGGGACGAGACCCCGGCCGAGAGGUGGGCUGGACGGAUGCCGGCCGCUGGGAGCGCCGGCUGGGCCGUCUGGGCACCCAGGCCGCCCGGCCCCGCCGCUCGCCUAGGGCGGCACUUUGCCCUCGGUCCCUGGGACGGUGCUGGCCACGCCCCUGGGGUGGAGCCGGGCCUGGGGGCGGGGCGGCAGGCUGGCUCCGCGGCGGCGGCGGCGGCUGUGGCAGCAGUGGCGACGGCGACAUGGAGAGCGGGGCCUACGGCGCGGCCAAGGCGGGCGGCUCCUUCGACCUGCGGCGCUUCCUGACGCAGCCGCAGGUGGUGGUGCGCGCCGUGUGCAUGGUCUUCGCCUUGAUCGUGUUCUCGUGCAUCUUCGGUGAGGGCUACAGCAACACCUACGAAUCCAAACAGCAGUACUGCCUCUUCAACCACAACGAGGAUGCCUGCCGCUACGGCAGCGCCAUCGGGGUGCUGGCCUUCCUGGCCUCGGCCUUCUUCUUCGUGGUGGACAUCUAUUUCCCCCAGAUCAGCAAUGCCACUGACCGCAAGUACCUGGUCAUUGGCGACCUGCUUUUCUCAGGGUGCACUGGCCUCCCUGGCCUACCAGCGUUACAAGGCCGGAGUGGACGACUUCAUCCAGAACUACGUGGACCCGACUCCGGACCCCAGCACGGCCUAUGCCUCCUACCCAGGCGAGCCUGUGGACAACUACCAACAGCCGCCCUUCACCCAGAACGCCGAGACCACUGAGGGCUACCAGCCGCCCCCCGUGUACUGAGCUGCAGCUGGGGAUGGUGAGGGGAGCAGGGAGGGCCCCUGGGGGGCCUCCCCUCCUCCUGGACUCCUCCCCCGAGGCUUGUCUCCCAGAGCUGCUGGCCCCUCUUGAUCCACCUGGCGCCUGUCGGAGCUGACGCAGGGCCUGGAGAGAGAGCCCCUGCCUGCCCACCCUGGCUGCUGGCCUGGGAGUCUCAGCAAAAGUGCCUGUGCCCCAAGGGCUUCACCCACCACUCCUUGCGGGCCUUUUCUCGGAAAGGGUUUUCAGCUAGACAGGUUUUGUCAUUGCUUUUAACGAUCCCCAACCCCGCCUGGAGUAGCUCCAAGGGCCUGACGUGUUGUUUUGACAAGUGCCUUAGCUUCUCCCCAGCCUGAAGGAGCCGGGCCACAUCCAGGCCUCGGUGGCCACAGCCUUCUGGGGUUCUCUGCCAAAGACAAGGCUGUGGAGCCUUCCCCCUGCUCCACGGCCGGCGCUGGGCUGGGGCUCCUCUCCUCCUCACUCAGGUCCGUCCUGCCCCCAGCCCCCUGCCUGCGCUGCGAGGGGCAGCCCUUGCUCACUGCUGAAGCGUCUGCUCGCUUGGACCUGGGGUCACAACGGUGCCAGUGCCUCUGGGUCACCUUCCCGACAGCCUAGGGGCAGGGCUGGUGCCCACCCCAGGGGGCUCAGGCAGCACGGCCUCUGCUGCCACCCGUUGGCCACAGGGAGGGGCUUUGCCUGACCGACUCCACCCAGCUUUAUGUAAAUAUCCCACCACCCUUAGCUAGGAGGUGUGGGGCGCACCUACAGCCCCCAGGCUGCUCUGAAUGUAUUACUAAGCCUUGGGGGGGAAGACGCACAGCACCUCUGACUUCUGUUAGACUAAUUUUGGAGAUGGAAUAAAUGUUUUUCUCAU